Molecule: messenger RNA, 192 nt
Organism: Paracoccidioides brasiliensis Pb18
Exons: 1
Coding region: 1-192 (63 amino acids)
Source: RefSeq, a predicted model, not a curated record
AUGGCUGCUGAUCGACGAAGCCAUGGGUGGGCCCGAAAGACGCACAACCAGUACGAUGCUAUACAGAAUCCUUAUUUGAGGCAAGGCCACUAUGACGCGUAUGGCAUAGGGCUUAGGUUAAAGAGCCUCAGUGAAUAUGGUCCGGAGAAAUAUCAGGUAGACAAGAUGAAUGAGCCUGGAAUGAAGCAGUAA